Molecule: messenger RNA, 915 nt
Organism: Conger conger (European conger)
Lineage: Eukaryota; Metazoa; Chordata; Actinopteri; Anguilliformes; Congridae
Product: aquaporin-3-like
Exons: 6
Coding region: 1-915 (304 amino acids)
Biological process (GO): glycerol transmembrane transport; water transport
Cellular component (GO): plasma membrane; basolateral plasma membrane
Molecular function (GO): glycerol channel activity; urea transmembrane transporter activity; water channel activity
Source: RefSeq, a predicted model, not a curated record
AUGGGAAGGCAGAAGAUCCUCCUGGACAAGUUGGCACGCAUCUUAUAUAUUCGUAAUUUGCUGAUCCGCCAGGCUCUAGCCGAGUGUCUGGGGACACUCAUCCUGGUGAUGUUCGGCUGUGGUGCAGUGGCCCAGCUGGUACUCAGCGGCGGUUCCCACGGGAUGUUCCUCACGGUGAACUUCGCCUUCGGCUUUGCGGCCACCUUGGGCAUCCUGGUGUGUGGACAGGUUUCAGGAGGUCACCUCAACCCUGCUGUGACCUUUGCCCUUUGUAUCAUUGGGAAAGAUCCCUGGAGGAAGUUUCCUGUCUUUUUCUUCUUUCAGACUCUGGGUGCCUUCCUGGGCUCUGGAAUCAUCUUUGGAAUGUACUUUGAUGCACUGUGGGACUUUGGCCACGGGAAGCUGAUUGUGGUGGGAGAGAACGCCACUGCCGGGAUCUUCGCCACAUACCCCUCCAAGCAUCUCACUCUGGUCAAUGGCUUCUUCGAUCAGAUGAUUGGUACUGCCGCCCUCAUUGUGUGCAUAUUGGCCAUUGUGGAUCCUCACAAUAACCCUAUUCCCCGGGGCCUGGAGGCCUUUACUGUGGGAUUUGUGGUGCUGGUCAUUGGCCUCUCAAUGGGAUUCAACUCCGGAUAUGCAGUCAAUCCUGCGAGAGACCUCGGGCCACGCCUGUUCACUGCUCUUGCUGGCUGGGGAACCGAAGUCUUCACUGCCAAAUCCUACUGGUUCUAUGUGCCCGUUAUUGCUCCGUUGCUGGGGGCGUUCGUCGGUGUGUUGGUGUAUCAGCUGAUGGUGGGCUUCCAUCUGGAGGGAGAGGUGCGAGAUAAGGCCGAGCAGGAGGAGGAGGAGGAGGAGAAGGAGGAGAAGGAGGAGAGCGUCAAGCUGUCCAAUGUGAGCACCAAGGAAGCGGAUUGA